This is a messenger RNA of Paramecium octaurelia, 1742 nucleotides long. The record is from the annotation of a GenBank genome assembly. NCBI's taxonomy places the organism in Eukaryota, Ciliophora, Oligohymenophorea, Peniculida, Parameciidae.
AUGAAGAAAUGUGACAAUGAAAGAAUAGCUUAAUAAAUAUAUGCCAGUUAGAUGUUAAAAUUGUAAGGCAAAAUCCUGGAAAAGAAGUUAACCAAAACUGGCUCCAAGAAUCACAUCGAAAGCUAAUCGCAAAACAUCUCAAACAACAAUAGUCCUGUCGUUGGAAGAUAAAAGUCUUAUGAGAAUUUGUAGAAAGUCAACAAGACAUUUAUAAACCAACCAGUUUCAUAGCAAAAAUUAAGCAGCAUUUUGAAUGUGAUUAGUGGACAACAACAACAAAACACUAAGUAAAAAUACUCCAUCAACAACGAAUUGAUUGAAACUGUUAAGAUCUCACACAAAUUACGUAAGAAUCAAUCUAUGAUACAUAUUGAACAACAAUCUCCUGCUCUAACCAAAAAUGCCUCCUUCCAUCAUUCAGUUAAAAACAAAAUCAACAGCAAUAGUGUAUCAAGUGAUCAAUCUCAAAUUCAAAAAGUCAAAGAGAAAAUCAAAUUGCUAUUGUAGGAACGAGAUCAAAAUCUCCCACAAGAUGCCAAGGAACUUGCCUUCAUGACCAAGUUCAACCAAAUACUCAACCAAUUAGUGGUAGUGCUAUUCUAAGAACCAAAUCUAUAAGUAUCUCAACAACAAUUCAAUCUGCCCUCCUCAACUCAAGACACCUUCUAAGCCAUUCAAAUUGACCAUUUCUUCAAAAGACAGAUUCAGAUCCUACAAUAAUCCUAUUAAUUGCAAUUGGACAAGAAGAAGAUGGAGAAUGUCUUGUUGCAAAUCAAAAAGAAACAAGAAAUCUUGCAAUAGGAGAAUGAAUAAUUGUCAGAAAACAAAUCGUAAAUGAAUGAAUAGAUAACCUAAUUGAAGUAAUAAAUCUCGGAAUUGUAAAAAUAGAAUAACAACAAUCAAGAAAAUGAGUUGUUAGAAUCGGGUAUGUAUAAUUGAUCUAUCCAUGUAGAAACUCAAGAAUUGAAGUAUCUCGUAUAAGGACAAUUCGAAGCCAUACAAAAAUUGUUACAAAGAGAAUAGUUAAUGAAGGUGUUUUUAAAAAGAGUGGGUGAUAGUUCCAUAAUAGAGUAAAUUUAAUUAAAUUUAAAUUUGAUAGAAUGUUUGAAUAAUUUAUCCAGAGUGCAGAGAAUGUUAAUCAAGAUGACACUGAAGGAAAUUUGAAUAUUGAUAUGUUACCACAACAGAAGCAUUCUUAAAUUUAGAAAACCAACUAAUAACAAUAAUUAUAAUAAUCAUAAUAGAUACCAGAUAAGAUAAUUCUAAAAUAUGAAACUAGUUACAAAUAAUUAGAUUUAUGCGAUUCGCUCUUGGCUGAUGAUUCAAGUAAGAAGUUAUUUACUAAUUGACAGGAGUUAAUGAUUCAGAAGAAAGCAGUUUCGGAUACUUAGGAAAGGAGUAGGCAACAGAAGUCAGUUGCUAUUUCACUCAAGCUUAGUAAUUGAAAUUAAUCAAUAUUAUAUUAGAUAAUUCUAACAACAACAACAAAACCCAUAACAAUCUUAAUAACAAUAGAAUUAGAAAUCGAAGGGGAAGUCUAAUAUCAAAGACAAAUUAAAAAUCAAUAUGAUGGAUGUGCAAUUAGCAUAGGCUGCGUAAUUAUUAUUUAUAAUUGAUUAAAGUUAGAAACACGAAUAUCUUAAACAACAAUAGAUGCUCUAAUAACAGCAACAUCAUGACAAGAUUCUGCCAGAUGACAUAAACAGUGAAGAUGUAUGUAACAUGUAUAUUCAUAGUUUUGA